AUGCGCUUCUCCGUUGUCUCCAUCUUUACCAUCGUCGCAGCACUUGCUGAAGCGCAGCAAUGCACACCCGGCCGUUACCAAUGCAGAUCAAAUGUGUUUCCCGCGGUCUGUGACGCCUCUGGCAACUGGGUCGUUCUACAGCGUUGCCCAAACAAUUGGCGCUGCAUCGAGAACAACGGCAGCGUGACCUGUUCCCCGUAG
Messenger RNA from Colletotrichum paranaense, 201 nucleotides. RefSeq lists its product as uncharacterized. The record is from RefSeq and is a predicted model, not a curated record. Lineage: Eukaryota; Fungi; Ascomycota; Sordariomycetes; Glomerellales; Glomerellaceae. The transcript has 2 exons. The coding region runs from base 1 to 201 and encodes 66 amino acids.